Messenger RNA from Dibothriocephalus latus, 285 nucleotides. The record is from the annotation of a GenBank genome assembly. NCBI's taxonomy places the organism in Eukaryota, Metazoa, Platyhelminthes, Cestoda, Diphyllobothriidea, Diphyllobothriidae.
AUGGGGAAGAAAGGCAAAAAGAGUCGUUUUAACCAAGUUGUCGACAUCGAUUUCACUUAUUCAAGCACAAGCGUUGCUGAUGGAGGUCCCGAGAGUGCAUUGGCCAAGCUUAACCUAUCUAAAGAGAAGCUCUCAGAACUGCAACGAAUCAAAGCACAGCUUCCAUCCGCCCCUCAGUCAGUGCGCAUUGAAGAGGAGAUCGCCCAGAUUCCCGACAGUGGUCCCUUUCGUAUACUGCUCGCCAAUGUUUCCUAUCAGGCAACGCGCGAGCAGGUUGAAGAGUGA